AUGGACGAAGUGGUCCAGAGAGCCAACCAAAUUGCCGAUAGAUUGGCCAAUGUGAUCAAUCAAAGUAACAAUAUCCCAGAUCAUACGCGGGUUCAACUUGAGCAGCUCUAUUCCGAGCUGACUCGCACGUCAACUUUGUACAGCCUGGUCCAUCACGACGAAGUAUGCCAGAUUGAAGCCGCCUCCACAACGCUCCUCGAACUCGCCCCCAAGGAACUGGCACCUUGCCGAGCCUCCUUUACGGCCAUCGACGCAAUCUUACUCGCCUUCGAGCAAGACCAGACCUCGUCCACGACUCCCAAGUAUGCAAGAAUCCUAUCCCAUACUCACAAACAACUGAAAGCGCUCCACGGCGACGUCCGCGCCGACCUCGUCCUCGCCAUCAGACACACCCUCAACCAAGACUUGUUCCGUUCCAACCCCUGCGCUAUACAACUCCGCAAUUUCGCCACUGCGCGCGACCCCAGCUUCGAGCACGAUAUCUGGCAGAUCCGAAUCCAACGCGGCGACGCGCCCCUGAAACCGAGCCUGCUCCUCGCGAAUCCUGUCCCUCCCCAGACCUGGACGCUUCAACGCCGCAUCUGCGAUUCGACGACAAUGGGGCCAUCGUCGAGACCCGUGCGGUAUCUCUGGAUGACCCCAAAGACCCUCAAGCUCGCUACAUUCCUGCACGCCGGUGCCUCAGCCUACGUCCUCCACUGUGUGGGCUUCCGCGUGGACCAGCCCCGUCGACGCAUGGAAUACCUCUAUGACGCGUCGCCCCUCCAGGGAUAUCACCGGGGGUUGCACAGGUUGUCGGACCACCUGGGUACCCCAGCGGGCCACUUCACGCGCGGGAGGCGCGAGGCUGCGGCGAGGUUGUCGUCGGACAGGAUCCGCUUUGCCGGGUCGCUGGCGAGGAGUCUGAGCGAGCUGCACGCCGCGGACCGGGUCCACGGGGACGUCCGCGCCGAGAACGUCUGGUUCGCGGUCCGGGGCGGGGAGUACGAGGCCCGAGUGUCGCUGCCGCUGCUCGUGGGGUUCGGGUUGGAGGCGGGCGAGCUCUGGCGGCGGACGGGUGACGACGGCAGCGGGGAGGCGGCGCUGGAGGAGGCGAAGAGGAGAGAUAUCCUGGCGAUGGGGGUGGUGCUGAUGGAGAUUGGGCUCGGGGGCGCCGUAGCGGAGGCGAGGGGGCCGGCAGGUGGUGGGGAUGCGAUCGCGGCGGCGGAGCAUCUGAGGACGCUAAACGGGGUCAUGGGCGGGCGGUAUACCGCCUCAGUGAGGGCCGCGCUGGAUCCAAGGCGUCUGCCGGGGGCUUUUGCGUCGCUGAAAGGGGUGGUUGGGGACGGCGAGGAGGUGUGUGGGCUCGAUCGGGCGUUUAGGGUCGUCGUUGUUGACGAGCUUCUGGGGGUUAUUGAAAGGGGAUGA
Messenger RNA from Colletotrichum spaethianum, 1407 nucleotides. RefSeq lists its product as uncharacterized. Bases 1 to 1407 code for a protein of 468 amino acids. The transcript is spliced from 2 exons. Lineage: Eukaryota; Fungi; Ascomycota; Sordariomycetes; Glomerellales; Glomerellaceae. The record is from RefSeq and is a predicted model, not a curated record.